AUGAAUAAAACAAAAAGGUACGAACUAGUAGCACCUGAUGGAGGUUAUGGCUUUGUGAUCCUUAUAGCAGUUACUAUUAAUAUGGCAAUACUUGGAACACACUUGAAUUCCUAUGGAAUUAUUUAUAAUAAUUAUUUUAUUGAACUGGGCAUGAAAUCAACGUACAUAACAUUCUUAUGUGGAAUUUCGGCGAUGUUUGCUGCACUUUCGGGUUUUUUAACAGCACCGCUACUUAGAGUGCUGUCAAUGAGGCAGACUGUUUUAUUGGGCGCGUUGUUCUAUAACUGUGGAGUAUUUUGCACCAUCUUUGCGGAGCACAAAAUUAUAUUCUUAAUUUUUCAAGGUGUAUUUCAGAACAUUGGGUACGGACUAAUUUUCAAUAUAUCAAACACAAUAACAACAAAUGAAUAUUUCGUAAAAAAACGGAUUCUUGCUAUCAGUGUUACGCAAACAAUCGUUGCAUUUGUUGCGUUUAUCGAGCCUCACAUUUUUAAACUGACGACAGAAUGGUAUGGACACAGGGGUACCCUUAUAAUUGUCUGCGCAAUAUCGGUACACAGUUUUUUUGCUGGAGUUUUGAUGCAGCCAGUCGCCUGGCAUAUGAAGAUAGAAGAAAUUCCAUAUGAAACUGAAAUGAAGUUGCUUCUAAAAGAACACACUGAAAUGUCCCAGAAAACACCCGCAGACAUAAAUGCAGGUCGCAACUUAGAGAUAAAAGAUAAAGAAAGUUUUAUACACCGUGUGAGAAGAAUAUUAGACAUGGAACUCAUUAAAUCGUACUCCUUAUCAGUCGAAUGCGUGGGCCCUGGUAUAUGCCUUAUCAUUGACCUCACAUACAUGUACAUGAUACCUUCAGCUUUCAAUUCUUUUGGAUGGAGCGAAGGUGAUGUAGCGUGGGCCUUUACACUCGUUGCCCUCGGAGAUGUAUUGACUAAGAUUUUUCUAAUUGUAAUCAGCAAGUGGUUUAAUAAAUAUGGAAGCAAUAGAGUUUAUAUUUUUGGCAUCAUUCUCACUCUUGCUGCAAGACUAGGAAUUACUUCAUUCGACAAUAUGACAGCUGCUCUAACAUUAUUCACGAUACUGGGCGUUUCUCGAUGCAUUCUCUUCAUAUUUUUUUGUGUUGGUGAUAGCUGA
Molecule: messenger RNA, 1134 nt
Organism: Pieris macdunnoughi
Lineage: Eukaryota; Metazoa; Arthropoda; Insecta; Lepidoptera; Pieridae
Source: the annotation of a GenBank genome assembly